This is a messenger RNA of Aspergillus puulaauensis, 303 nucleotides long. RefSeq lists its product as uncharacterized. The coding region runs from base 1 to 303 and encodes 100 amino acids. The record is from RefSeq and is a predicted model, not a curated record. The transcript has a single exon. Lineage: Eukaryota; Fungi; Ascomycota; Eurotiomycetes; Eurotiales; Aspergillaceae.
AUGUCGGUUAGACAUAUCAGGAUUAUGCAUGGCUUGCGGGCGGGGCCUUGGCUGGGUUGCUGCUGCUGCUGCUGCUGGGGAGGUACCGGGGUACUCGUUUCUGGGGAUGAGGCGGAGGAGGAUGAGGAGGAUGAGGAGGAUGAGGAGGAUGAGGAGGAUGAGGAGGAUGAGGAGGAUGAGGAGGAUGAGGAGGAUGAGGAGGAUGAGGAGGAUGAGGAGGAUGAGGAGGAUGAGGAGGAUGAGGAGGAUGAGGAGGAUGAGGAGGAUGACGAUGGAGAUAGAGAGGGUGAAGGGUAUCCUUGA